UAAAAGCACUGAGUAAUCCCCAGAAUAAUUGAUCUUGAAGUUCAGUCUAUGUUCAAGAUUUGAGAAGUUUCUGGGUUUUACUCAGCAGAUCACUUGGUAAUGCUGCUUUUACACCACAAGCCCCAAGGUGUGUAGCUUCAUGAAAAGAACCAGAAAGUAGUAGUUUGUUAAAGACAGAAAUGAGGAAAGACUUGCCAUAUAAUCUGAGUAAGUUUUAGUGUUUAUGAAGUUUUAGUUCCUGUCCAUUUUUGUGGUCAAAUUUCAAGAGGGAAAGUCUUAUUUUUCAUAAUGGCUUAGUGGUCUGAUUGUGUCUUAUUAUGUUACUGGAAAUCAAAACUUUAACAAACAGAGAAAACUCUACAUUAUAAGAAAUUGUUAUUGUCAUUACAUCACAGUAUUAGAAAUUAUUUUAGCAUAACCAUCAAUAAGACAUUUCACUUCACUGUAUACAAAACAGGAAGAAUAAUCUCAUAAAAUUGAGAUCACACUGUAAGUGAAGUUAAAACAGUAUUUAAUAAAAACAUGAUUAUAGACUGCAGGAGAAUUUUAAUUUAAAGUUAGUUGGUGGAGGAUAUCGCUCACCAGUUGCGUAUUAGGGAAAGAUUACUACUACAGUGUAUUUGUAUAGCUCUUAAUCAAAGGUACAGUCAAAUAAUGUUCACAGUAAAAAAACUUUACUCUACUGUAGGCCUACCUAAAUCAACAUCACAAUGUAUUAUUUAGUACUUCAAAAAUUCACUAAUCUUUCCCCCAUAAUCAUGAUUCCAAAUCAGUCCUGUGGUUCAUUUUGCCAUGUGUUAAAGGGAAACAUCGAGACGAGGUGUCAGACUACUUAAAAGUAUUAGGAAUUCUUCCUGGAGGUUUUCACCUUUUUAAGUACAAAAAAGUAUUUGUACUCAUAAAAUCUUCCUGGAAAUACACUGACACUGGGAGGCCAGCGUGUUUCAAUUAACUCCACUACUAGUGUAUCUACAACUUUUGGCUUUUGCAAAUUGCAAUAACCUUAAAUUGAAAUUUUGUUUAUUUGCAUAAUAUUCUCACUACCUAUAUGUGCUUAUUUUGACCUUUCAUGGCUGAAAAGAGUGUUUGUGAGUAAGCUUUCCUUAUGUGUGUGUAGUCAGGUGUAGUCACUCUGAAUUCCUGGCAGGACAGCCCGAGAGGUGGUUUUUAAUAAUAAAGUCAGACUUACUGUAAUUUUAGCAAAAUGUAACACUGAAAGGAAAUGCAGUUGGAAUAAUGAGGAGACUUUCAUCUGUUCAGUGUAAUUUGUUUAAUUACCAAUUAAUAAUUAUCAAGUUAAUAUAAUAAAGAUUAUAAUUGGCCUAUUGAAUUGAACCAAAUUUAUCUUGUUUCCAGGUCUUUUUUGUGAUAAAAUAAUAGAAAUACUCUUCAUUUUAUUGGGCACUAUACAUGUAUUAGUAAAAUCAUCAGUCUGUGGCUGCAACUAACAAUUAGUUUCAUUAUCGAUUCAUCUGCAGAUUAUUUUCUCGAUUUAAUGUACUAAUUUGGCUUAUAAAAUCUCAGAAAAUAGUCAUACAUGCCUGUAACAAUUUCCUAAAACCCAAGCUGAUGUCUCCAAAUCGCUAAUCAAUUAUCAAAAGAGUUGACAAUUACUUUUCUGUUGAUUGAGUAAUCAGUUAAUCGACUAAUCGUUUCAGCUCUCCAUCAGUCCCAAAUGAAUAUUACAGGAAUGUUCUGAUUUUAUGGUGAAUUUAGUGGACUUUAGUUGAAGUAAAUGAGGAGCCCUUGCUCUGAUAAAACAAUACAUUUAUAACGCUGAUAGCAUGACGUUUGGCCUGUGGGCCUUUAUUAGAUAACCAUGAAUAGAAACAUAACGUGGCUUUGUUAUUACUGAGUCCACUGUGAAUCCCUUUUUGAUCCUAAUAUCAGAUAUUCACCAUAUAGUUUCCUAAUUAUCCUCCCACCAUCAUAUUUGACAUUAUUUUGAUAUUAGACAAAGAUAUACGGUAUAUAGGACUUGGUCAAGUGGAAUCAACCUACUUCACCACCAUACAGACAGUAGGCUACUGAACCUGCACAAUGUCUUUUUGAGGUUUCACAUCACUGCUGCGUGGGCGUGGAGGGGACGUGUUACCUUGGUCUGGAGCGCAGAAAUCCCCCACGGCACAAGGUAACUUGUGACUCUCCGGGUUUAUUUAGCGCCCCACGUCUGCGUAGCUUUUGGCGUGGGCAGCAAUUUAACAACCAUCGCUGAUGUCAGGCCAUUUCUUGUAAAUGCCCGCAGUUCGAAGAACAACACUUCCGCAAUGGGCGGGUCUACUGAAUCUUCAACAUAAUCAUUGGACAGAGUGAGGCAGCGUUGUCAAAUCAUCUCCCAGCUAUUUCAUUCAUAACACGGAGCACAAUAAACUUGAUAGGCAUGUGUCGGGGAGAAGUUGAACUCACUUGAUUAAAUCUGACAGAUCUAUCAACGUCUCAGGAUAUCACACACAGGGCCAAGAGCUCAACCGCCUAUCAAGCUGUACAAGUUAACAAUCCAUAAACAACUUUUCUCCAUCAAGAUGUCAAACACGGGAGGUCGGAGACUGAAACAGUGGCUGGUGGAGCAGAUCCAGAGCGGACAGUACUCUGGACUGCAGUGGGAGGAUGAAAGCCGCACUUUGUUCCGAAUUCCAUGGAAACACGCAGGGAAACAGGAUUACAACCAAGAAAUAGACGCAUCUAUUUUUAAGGCCUGGGCUGUGUUUAAAGGCAAAUUUAAGGAGGGGGAUAAGGCUGAGCCUGCAACAUGGAAGACCAGACUCCGUUGUGCCCUGAAUAAAAGCCCUGACUUUGAGGAGGUGACAGAAAGGUCACAGCUGGACAUCUCUGAGCCCUAUAAAGUCUAUCGCAUUGUACCUGAGGAAGAGCAGAAGCAUGGCAAAAGCUCAGUGAUGGCCAUGGCAGCUACCACCAGCCCUGGUGAUAUCACUGACAUGGACUGCAGCCCUGCAGAACUAGAGGAGCUCAUUAAGGAGGAGGAAGGCUGUAGUAUCCAGGCCAGUCCAGAGUAUUGGUCCCAGGGCAGCAUAAAUGCUUUCCCACUGCAUCAGGAGCCUUUGCCAUCAGGCACUCUCAGCUCAGCUCUCUCCCAAAUGAUGAUCAGUUUCUACUAUGGAGGAAAGCUGAUGCACAACACAGUGGUUGCUCAUCCUGAAGGCUGCCGGAUCUCCCCACAACAGCACCUGGGUCGUGGUGGCGCCCUAUACAGUUCAGACAGCAUGCAGAGUGUUCAUUUUCCCCCUGCGGAGCUCAUCGAGUACGAUCGCCAGCGCCAUGUUACACGCAAGCUACUGGGCCACCUGGAGAGAGGUGUACUGGUCCGUGCCAACCAAGAGGGCAUCUUUAUCAAAAGGCUGUGCCAGAGCCGUGUCUUCUGGAGCGGGCUGGGAGAAGUGGGCUCACAAUACAGCCACAUGCCUUGUAAACUUGAGAGGGAUGCUGUAGUCAAGAUUUUUGACACAGAAAGGUUUCUUCAAGCUCUACAGCUGUACCAGGAGGGUCAGUUUCCUGCUCCUGAUCCAACAGUGACUCUGUGUUUUGGAGAGGAACUCCAUGAUCUCAGCAAUGCCAAGGGCAAACUGAUCAUUGUACAGAUCACUGUGGUGAACUGCCAGCACCUGCUGGAGGCAGUGAACAUGCGGCGCUCUCAGCCCUACUGCAACAACCCAAACCUGGAGAUGUCUGAUAAUGUGGCCACUGACCAGAUGGCCCGCAUCUACCAGGACUUGUGCAGCUACAGUGGCCCCCAGAGGCCAGCCUGCUACAGGGACAACAUGCCCAUCACUGCCUGAACUGUGAGCAGUAAAACGCCUGCCAGGAGCUCUUCAGCGUGUACUAGACUGAAUGUGCAACAUAUUAGGCACAUUCCUUAUUUUAAUGACAUACCUUGAUAAGGUGACUUCAUUCAGUAUCACAAUUAGUUUUGACUUUUUUAAAUGUAUACCAAUCACAGUGGAUACAUAAAGAUAAGGAGGAGCAAAUCUCUUACAGUAAGACUUUUAAGCUGCAGCUCAAUAUUAGGAUGCCCCUAAUUUUUUCAGUAAUGUUUAUAUUUGUAUAUGUACAGCGCUAACACAAAAUCUGUGGCUAACCUCUGCUUUAUUAUUACAAGAGAGUGUUAUCAUCCAAGUGUUGCAAAAGCCUUAAGAACAGAUUCUUUCUAGUGACUUUCUUAACAAAUCUUUUUUAUAUAUAUUUUUCAAGACUCAGUAUGACGACAGUUUGAUAUAUGUAUAGUUCUCAAAACUGAAUUUUAUUUUUUGGGGUGAUUUUUCCAGUUGAGUUGCUUCCUCAUGUCACGGCCGUUUGGAUCAAUAGACCAAAUGAAUAUUUUGUCAGGUAUUUUUCAAUUUUUUAUGUUAUUGAUAGGUUGUACUAUCAGACUGUUUUACUUGACCUUUAUUUUCUCAUUUUUAUAAACUGCAUUUCUAGUAAAACAUUUUUUUUUACUGAA
Siniperca chuatsi (mandarin fish) is the source of this 4456-nucleotide messenger RNA. RefSeq names its product interferon regulatory factor 8 (gene irf8). The transcript has 9 exons. The record is from RefSeq and is a predicted model, not a curated record. NCBI's taxonomy places the organism in Eukaryota, Metazoa, Chordata, Actinopteri, Centrarchiformes, Sinipercidae. Gene Ontology annotation, molecular function: protein binding; DNA-binding transcription factor activity, RNA polymerase II-specific; RNA polymerase II cis-regulatory region sequence-specific DNA binding. Gene Ontology annotation, biological process: immune system process; regulation of transcription by RNA polymerase II. Gene Ontology annotation, cellular component: nucleus. The coding region runs from base 2523 to 3794 and encodes 423 amino acids.